AUGGAUUCAAGACAGAUUGUUCAACAACAAAACAGAGAGGCAGCAGCAGUCCCUGGGGGUGUCAAGAAGCAGAAGAACAUGGAGGCAGAAAGGAAAAAUCGACGAGCACUUGGCGACAUUGGGAAUAAGGUUACGAUUCCCGAUAUUGAUGGCAAGCCAAUACCUCAAAUCUGUCGCCCCGUUACAAGGAGUUUUUGUGCACAAUUGCUGGCAAAUGCACAGGCUGCAGCAGCUGAAAACAACAAGAAGAAUUCCAUUGCAGUCAAUGCAAAUGGAAGCAUUGUAGUAGAUGGAGCAAUGCCAAAACCAGUGGUGAAAAAACCAGCCCAGAAAAAAGCUAUUACGAAACCAAAACCAAAACCCGAGGAGGUAAUCGAUAUUAGUUCUGAUACAGAAGAAGUUAAGAAGGAGAAGCCUGUAAAUGAAAGCCGGGCCCAUGACUACAUGGAUUCACAACCUGAGAUAAACGAGAAGAUGAGAGCAAUUUUGGUUGAUUGGUUGAUUCAAGUCCACCACAAAUUCGAGCUUUCCCCAGAGACUCUCUACUUGACUAUCAACAUUGUUGAUCGCUAUCUCGCUGUAAAGACAACAUCAAGGAGGGAACUUCAGUUGUUAGGCAUAAGCUCGAUGCUUAUUGCCUCUAAAUACGAAGAAAUUUGGGCCCCUGAGGUCAAUGACUUGGUGUGCAUAUCAGACAGAGCCUAUACCAAUGAACAGGUCUUGCGUAUGGAGAAACGCAUACUCGGAGAAUUGGAGUGGAACUUAACAGUACCCACGCCGUAUAUGUUCCUUGUACGGUUCAUAAAAGCUUCUUUACCUGAUUCUUGUGCAAGUAUAUUUCGACUCGGCUAUGAACCAUAUAAGGUGGAGAACAUGGUCUAUUUUCUAGCCGAGCUUGGAAUGAUGAAUUAUGCCAUUGUUAUGCAUUGUCCAUCCAUGAUUGCUGCCUCGGCAGUCUAUGCUGCAAGAUGCACCCUAAAUAAGGUGCCUGUAUGGACCGAGACACUUAAAAUCCACACAGGUUACUCGGAGCCACAACUUAUGGAGUGCGCUAAACUACUGGUUAGCUUCCAUUCGAUGGCUGCAGAUCACAAACUGAAGGUGAUCUACAAGAAAUACUCGAGUCCUGAGAGAGGGGCUGUCGCGUUGCUGCCACCAGCCAAGUCUCUAUUGGCUGCGUCGUAA
Molecule: messenger RNA, 1185 nt
Organism: Fraxinus pennsylvanica
Lineage: Eukaryota; Viridiplantae; Streptophyta; Magnoliopsida; Lamiales; Oleaceae
Source: the annotation of a GenBank genome assembly